This is a messenger RNA of Meriones unguiculatus (Mongolian gerbil), 2647 nucleotides long. It is a transcript of the gene Pigv, whose product is annotated as phosphatidylinositol glycan anchor biosynthesis class V. The record is from RefSeq and is a predicted model, not a curated record. Lineage: Eukaryota; Metazoa; Chordata; Mammalia; Rodentia; Muridae. The coding region runs from base 510 to 1991 and encodes 493 amino acids. The transcript is spliced from 4 exons. Gene Ontology annotation, cellular component: mannosyltransferase complex; endoplasmic reticulum membrane. Gene Ontology annotation, molecular function: GPI mannosyltransferase activity; alpha-1,6-mannosyltransferase activity. Gene Ontology annotation, biological process: GPI anchor biosynthetic process.
CACAAACUGCCCGAGGGAGGGAGGAGUCGUCCUCGGGGUGUUCUCUGAGGUUUCCUUCCCCGUCCUCUAAGUCACCUGAGGUGGGGCUGAGCACCGAAUCAGGGCAGAGUGCUCCAGGGCCAGAGGAGGGGAAAGUCGGGGGGAUGCCCCGCUCUCUCCGCACCCGGGCGCAGGGGGCCGCUGCCUGCCACAGAAACCCCAAGAAGGCUUUCUUUUUGCCUAUCCAGAGCGUCUAUUGUGCGCCAGGCCCCGUGCGGGGCUGCUGUGGCGGGACAGGAGAGAAACGCGCGGCUCUGGCUGCAAGUGAACAGGCCUGGGGCAGCCCCCGGUCGAGCCCCGGGCCACACCGGGACGCCAGGGGCCGCUGGCGGGACGGGACUGGGGGCGAGAGUCCCGACUGGGCGCCGCGGCGCCAGCGCACAAACUGACGGCGAGCGAGAGGCAAACUCCUCAGGUGUCACCACGCCGGGAAGAAGCCUGAGGAAGCUCAGUCCUGCCGGUGAGAGAGGAUGUGGCCGCUGGACCCAUCCCAGAAAGAGGUGCUGAGAUUUGCAGUAAGCUGCCGCAUCCUGACCCUGACGCUACAGGCAGUCUUCAAUAUCAUCAUUCCAGAUCACCAUGCAGAUGCCUUUUCUCCUCCCCGCCUGGCCCCCUCGGGCUCUGUGGAUCAGCUUGUAGAAGGUCUUCUGGGUGGUCUGUCUCGAUGGGAUGCAGAACACUUCCUGUUUAUUGCUGAGCACGGCUACCUUUAUGAGCACAGCUUUGCCUUCUUCCCUGGCUUCCCCUUGGCCCUGCUGGUGGGGACUGAGCUGCUGAGACCCUUGCAGGGCCUCUUGAGCCAGCGCAGUUGCCUGCUGGUCUCAGUAGCACUUCUCAACUUCCUGUUCUCUGUGCUAGCUGCAGCUGCACUUCAUGACUUGGGUUGUCUGGUUUUGCACUGUCCCCGCCAGGCCUUUUAUGCAGCGCUGCUCUUCUGCCUCAGCCCUGCCAAUGUUUUCCUGGCAGCUGGUUACUCGGAAGCUUUGUUUGCCUUCCUGACAUUCAGCGCCAUGGGGCAGCUGGAGAGGGCCCGGGGCUGUGCCAGUGGGCUGCUCUUUGCUCUUGCCACUGGGGUGCGCUCCAAUGGGCUGGUGGCUGUGGGCUUCCUCUUGCAUUAUCAGUGCAGACACUUUUUUUCUUCUCUUGGGGUGCUGAACCCCUGGAAACAGCUCAUCAAGCUGCUGGCCUCUCUGUGCUUGGCAGUGCUCACGGUCAGCCUUCCCUUUGCCCUCUUUCAGUAUUAUGCCUACACCCAGUUCUGUUUUCGAGGCUCGGCCCGCUCCAUUCCUGAGCCCUUGGUGCAGUUAGCUGUGGACAAAGGCUACAGGAUUGCAGGAGAAAAUGAGCCCCCAUGGUGCUCCUGGGAUCUUCCUCUAAUCUACAGUUACAUCCAGGAUGUCUACUGGAAUGUUGGUCUUCUGCGGUACUAUGAACUCAAGCAGCUGCCCAACUUUCUCCUGGCUACCCCAGUGGCUGUACUAGUUGUAUGGGCAGCCUGGACAUAUGUGACCACCCACCCUUGGCUCUGCCUUACACUCGGGCUGCAAAGAAACAAGGAGAGUGAGAGCAGGGACAAGCCCCACCCUGGCUUCCUCAGUCCAAAGGUGUUUGUGUACCUGGUCCACGCCUCAGUGCUGCUGCUCUUCGGAGGUCUGUGCAUGCAUGUUCAGGUUCUCACUCGAUUUUUGGGCUCUUCCACUCCUAUUAUGUACUGGUUUUCAGCUCACUUGCUUCAGAAUCAAGAACCGCUGUUGAGAUCUCUAGACACAGCACCUCAAAAGCUUCUUGAGGGCAGCUCCCCACCAGGACAGAAGGCCCCCAGAAACUGUAUGCUGGAACUCCUAUACAACUGGAAGACCUGCUCUCCAGUCACAAAGUGCAUUCUAGUCUACUUCCUGACUUACUGGCUCCUGGGACUACUACUCCAUUGCAACUUCCUGCCUUGGACUUGAGCUGGAGUCUGAAGGGACAAGCUGGAAGCUGAUUCAACCCAGGGCCUGAAAGCUACAAGUCAUACUGGCCAGUCCUGCCUGCGCGUCCCCGACAGCACUGUCCGUUACGCAUCCUGUCCUCCAGGCUCUCUGGAGGCCAGUUAGGAAUUCGGACUGUGAGCACAGGAGCCCCUUCUUGUCCUGAGUUGUAGGGAAGUAACUUUUCACUGCUAAGUGGAGCUGUCUCAGAUCUCCCAGGUCAAUAAGCACCAGGCAAUCCUAAGCCUACUACUGACCCAUGUGUAAGUCUUGGGUUUUGUUUGUUUGUUUAGUUUUUGUGCUUGUUUUUUGAGAGAGGGUUUCCCUGUGUAGCCCUGGCUGUCCUGGAGCUCACUCUGUAGACCAGGCUGGCCUUGAAAUCCUUGAACUUGAGAUAACCACCUGCCUCUGCCUCCUGAGUGCUGGGAUUAAAGGUGUGUGCCAACACUGCCCAUCCCUGUGUGUAAAAUUAAAUUAAAUCUUUGAUCACAGCUCUAGCCAAUGGUGGAGACAGUGUAGUGACAGGAGGGAAAAGGGAGUGCCUGCUCUAAGAUGUUUUUGAAGUUUUCUUUGUAAUAUGGAUAUAUAUAUAUUUAUAUAUAUGUAAAUAUAUAUCCCUACAGAUUGAAAGUCUAAAA